Lucilia cuprina (Australian sheep blowfly) is the source of this 383-nucleotide messenger RNA. RefSeq lists its product as uncharacterized. The annotation marks the transcript as partial. The transcript has a single exon. NCBI's taxonomy places the organism in Eukaryota, Metazoa, Arthropoda, Insecta, Diptera, Calliphoridae. The record is from RefSeq and is a predicted model, not a curated record.
UAUUUGUUGAAUAGGCCCACAACAUCUCAACCAGAAACAUCACCACUACAUCAUCAGAUAAACGACAUCGACCUCUAUCGUGCUGAAUGGCAAGGUAGACAGUAUUUGGCCAAUAACAAUGGUGAGGAACACAAUGAAAAUGUUACUAAUGCUUGUAUGGAUUAUAUGGAUUGGUGUCCUGAAGGAGUUAUUAAUAUGAUUUCAAGUUGGUAUUAAACAACAAAAGCUACAAUAACAACUAUAAUAGCCCCACAAAACAAAAAAUGUUAUUAUUGUCUGUUUCCUUAACGGUCGACCGAACGGACGAGUGUGUGAAAACUGAAAUUAAGUCAAAAGUGUGAAAGCAAAACUUACUCAAUAAAAGUUGUUUUAAAAUUCUUUCA